This is a messenger RNA of Periophthalmus magnuspinnatus, 3068 nucleotides long. RefSeq names its product sp3a transcription factor (gene sp3a). Lineage: Eukaryota; Metazoa; Chordata; Actinopteri; Gobiiformes; Gobiidae. The coding region runs from base 159 to 2081 and encodes 640 amino acids. Gene Ontology annotation, biological process: regulation of transcription by RNA polymerase II. The transcript is spliced from 6 exons. The record is from RefSeq and is a predicted model, not a curated record. Gene Ontology annotation, molecular function: DNA-binding transcription factor activity, RNA polymerase II-specific; RNA polymerase II cis-regulatory region sequence-specific DNA binding.
AGUCAACAGAGCAGGCCCCACCCUUUGUGUUACCUUCUGCCCGUCAAUCAAAAUAAAAAAUCUGACACUUAGCUACUACUGUUGUACAAUCAAUAUAGUCUGAUCAUGCACGGCGACGUGUGACUAUUAGGACUGUUUGUUUUACGACAGGUCACGCAAUGACUGCUCCAGAGCAGCCUUUAAAACCCGCGGAUAUGGACGUGGAGAGCAGUCAAAGCGACUUUUUACAACAGGAGGAUAGCAGGAACUCUCAGACAACAGAUGCGACUUCUUCACAACUGACUGGGACUGACGAAUCUACAAUGAUGCAGAUCCAAAAUCAAGGGAUAUUAACAUCAAAUGGACAGUUUGUUCUUCCUCUGCAAAACCUUCAGACACAGCCAAUCUUUGUGACGUCGGGAACUGACACCUCUUCUGCCAACUCAGUGCCUAACAUUCAGUACCAAGUAAUUCCUCAGAUACAGACUGCAGAUGGACAGUUGAGCUUCUCCACCUCUAGUGUAGAGGGGGCAGCUUCCGGUCAGAUCCAGAUCUUACCUGAUGGUAGUGUUACAUCAGCAAACAUCCUCAACAAUCAGACUCUCAUAUCACAGAGUGGAAAUGUGCAGCAGAUCCAGGGGGUUUCACUUGGCAGCUCCACGUUCAACAGCCAUGGUCAGGUUGUUACUAAUGUGCCUAUGGGACUGCCCGGGAACAUUACUUUUGUUCCUAUUAACAGUGUGGACUUGGACUCUCUUGGUUUGUCUGGUGCACAGACUAUUGCUACAGGGGUCACAGCUGAUGGCCAGUUAAUAAUGGCCAGUCAGCCAAUGGAGACUUCAGAGGAUCAGUCAAAGUCCGGAGACCAGCUGACACAGACACUACCAGGGCAUGAAACCACAACAAAUGCAGAGAUUUUUGUGCCAACGUCUUCCGCAACGCUACCUAAUCAAUCCAGUCAGUCAGAUCUGCUGUCCGACGUGGCCUUGUCAUCUGCAGUUUCAGACACAAACAGCACUCUGCAGGGAGGCUUCAUCCAACCAAAUUCUGAGCAGAGCGCCCAGGUGUCAUCUGCUCAGCCCAUCCUCCAGCUGCAGCAGCUGCCUGUGCAAAGCACUAACGGGCAAGCAGUGCAGUCUGUGGGCGGAGCCCAGGGCCUUCAGAAUGUGCAGCUACUCAAUCCGGGCACCUUCAUCAUCCAAGCCCAAACGGUCACACCAUCAGGUCAGAUCCAGUGGCAGACCUUUCAGGUGCAGGGAGUGCAGAACUUGCAAAACCUCCAGCUGCCUACAACACCACCCCAGCAGAUAACACUGGCCCCAGUCCAGACGCUCUCACUGGGUUCCAAUCAAGUGACUAUCCCCAAUCUGCAGACAGUCACUGUUAACUCAGUGACACAGGAGGCACAGACAGACAUUCCUGGAGGCAUCAGGAUAAAAGAAGAGCCAGACACAGGAGACUGGCAGUUGAGCACUGACUCCACCCUGAACACAAGCGACCUGUCACAUUUACACGUCAGGAUGGCUGAGGAGGACGAUCAGCUCGGACAGGAGGGCAAAAGGUUACGCAGAGUGGCAUGCACCUGCCCCAACUGUAAAGACUCUGUGGGAAGGGGAUCCGGCAUGGGCAAAAAGAAGACACACAUCUGCCACAUUGCAGGCUGUGGUAAAGUGUAUGGGAAGACGUCCCACCUGCGCGCGCACCUGCGUUGGCAUUCAGGAGAGCGACCUUUUGUGUGCAGCUGGAUGUUUUGUGGGAAGAGGUUCACACGCAGCGACGAGCUCCAGAGACACAGAAGGACACACACAGGAGAGAAGAAGUUUGUCUGUCCUGAAUGUUCCAAGCGCUUCAUGCGGAGCGACCACCUGGCGAAGCACAUUAAAACUCACUCAAACAAAAAAGGUAUGAACUCUGGCAGCGCGGUAGUGGCCUCGAUGGAGUCUGCCGGCUCUUCAGACAGUAUCAUCACCACAGCAGGCGGCACCACCCUCAUCCUCACCAACAUCCAGCAGGGCUCCAGUGCCGCCCAGGACAUCCUGGCCAACGCAGAGAUCCCUCUCCAGCUUGUCACCACGGUGCCAGCCGCGGAGGUCAUGGAGUGAUUUACACUCCACCCACGGACUUACUCCAUACAUUUUUAUUCAUGUUUUGAAGAAAAACUCAAAUUCUACAUAUAUAAAUAUAUAUUUUAACACAAAGUAGUGGGUCAGUGUCUAUCCUCAGUGCUCACUGAGAGGAAACAUGCAGUGGAGACUUGAGGGGGAAAUACAUUGCAGUAAACACAAGGAAAUGCCUUAUUUUGUAUAAUAUUGUGUAGUUUGAAAUGUAGGAAGCCAUUUUGUUUUGUAUCUAUCUGAUGAGUGUUUUCACAAAUUAUUUGUAAGUUGAGCAACUUUCUUUUGACUUUUGUUUAUGAUAUAUUCUCAUAACGGCCUUAGUUGCCAAGCUUGUUCCAUGUUCCUCCUGAGGAGUCACUUAUUUUAUCAUGUUAAUAAUGUAUUUGUUUUACGUCCACACAAUUCUUCUUUUAUUUUAUGCAUUUUUUGCAUCCACUGCACUCCCUGUGCUUUCAAUUUUGUAUGUCCUUUUAAAAUUUAUAUUUUGCAGAUACAAAUCAAACAAUCAACAUUUUGUAAGCUGUCUAUGGGAUACUGUUAUAAUUUACAUUCUUAGCUUAUAAACUUUUGUCCUUAUCUCUAUUUAUACAAGGCUUUUCAUAAUUGAUUUGUAAUACAAAAAGCCUUACUUGCUCAUUGUAUGUUACCAGAUGUUUUUUGUAAGAACCUUUUUGGGGUAUUUCAAAUUAAACCAUGCAUUUUAAUAUAAAAGCCAUGUAAUGAAGGUUAUUGCCAAAUUGGAUUUAACACUCAGGUUUACUUGUGAUCAUAGACAAACCUGUCUGAGAGCCGGGUGGAUGACAGGAAAAAGAGUUGAUGGACCAAAAGCUCAGGCGUAUUAAGUUGUCACCACGUUACCUGUGCUACUCCAGUCUCAUCCUUUGUUCUUUAUUUGGUUCUCUUUCAUAGACAGGCCAUGGUACUCUGCAGUAUACUCUUUAUAUAUAAUUCAUCUUUGUGUUUUUUCUUUAU